Vanessa atalanta (red admiral) is the source of this 1829-nucleotide messenger RNA. Its product is annotated as proton-coupled folate transporter. Gene Ontology annotation, molecular function: transmembrane transporter activity. NCBI's taxonomy places the organism in Eukaryota, Metazoa, Arthropoda, Insecta, Lepidoptera, Nymphalidae. Bases 154 to 1596 code for a protein of 480 amino acids. The transcript has 9 exons. Gene Ontology annotation, cellular component: membrane. The record is from RefSeq and is a predicted model, not a curated record. Gene Ontology annotation, biological process: transmembrane transport.
CUUAGGCAAACAGUGUGAGAGCAAUGUUUUCAUUUUUAUAUUGUACUGUAAUGAUUACUCGUGGUCGCAUCGCCGGCGCAAGUUUUUAUUUUAAACUAAAAACAUUUUCGUAUAUGUGAAAGUAAUAAAUUAUUUUGUAAAACAACGAUAUAAAUGGAAGUAAAGUGCUCCGAGGACUCUGAUUGCUUGAUACAGAAGAAACCAUGGUACAAACACGUAUCAGUGGAACCGGUGAUGUUCUUCUACAUGAUGGCUUACAUGAUAACAAAUGUUAUCGAGCAGACUUUUUACGUCUUCCGAGCUUGCACGAUCAAUCACGGUUAUAGCGAAGACGUAUGUUACAACAUAGCGAGCUAUGAUGCAAUCAAUAAGGAAGUACAGGUGACUGUGUCAACAUUCCACCAAUGGAACGGUAUCACGAGCCACAUUGUGCCACUGCUGCUGGCCUUCUUCCUCGGUUCGUACAGUGAUAAGCGGGGCCGGAAAGUGCUGCUGCUCGGUGGCUUACUCGGGAAACUGUACUUCUCAUUAAUGAUUACCUUCAAUACUAUGAAAGACUGGCCGUUGGAAUACGUCAUAUACACAGCGGCGUUCCCGAGCGCACUGACGGGAGCUGAUCUCGCCAUCUUCGCGGGCUGCUUCGCGUACAUAGCUGACGUGUCUUCAGUAAAAAACAGGACCUUGAGGGUUGGUGUACUUGACGUGGUGUAUUUAAGCACCAUGCCCACCGGAGUAGCUUUAGGCAACCUGCUCUACAACAGAGUGGUGAACCGAUCGUUCACCGCGAUGUUCGCGAUCAACUCCUGUCUAAUGAUGGUCGCCACUGCGUACUGUUUCUUGUUCCUGGAAUGGCAGACAAGACCAGAGCAGAAGUCUUUGAGAGAAGCCGGUGUUAAGAACCCCGUAAACGAUUUCUUCGACUUCAAUAAUAUCAAGCAAACUUUAGUUACAUUGACGAAAAAGAGGCCUCACAAUAGAAGAUUGUUCCUCUGGUUCCUUUUGAUUUCCAUGGCCUUUUACACAUUCCAGAGAGACGAAAAACCGGUGCUAUACUUGUACACGUCGAAGGUGUUCAAAUGGGACGCGACGGACUUCAGCAAUUUCAGAACUUACCUGAGCACGGCGUACGUCGUUGUUAUGCUCUUUGGUAUACCGCUGACUACCAAAGUACUCGGGUGGAAAGACACGAUAAUCGUAAUGCUGGGUGCGUCCGCCCAUAUGACUGGUCACAUGAUAUACGCGCAUGCGCAGACCGGGACUAUGAUGUACAUCGGCGCGACAGCUGCUGCACUCGGACCUUGUGUGGCGCCACUAAUUCGAUCCAUGACCUCCAAAGUGUUGGAACCAGCAGAGAGAGGCGUAGCGUUCGCAUUCCUGUCCGUAAUGGAGAACGCAGUCGCGAUGUUCGCGUCAGUGAUAUAUUCGCAGAUAUACAAGGCGACGCUCGACACUAGUUUUAUUAGCGCAAUAUUUUACCUAACUAUAAGUACGCAGGCCAUUGUCUUUCUGCUUGCAAUGUUCAUGGAAAUUAUGCUGAAAGGAAAGAGAUUAGAAACACAAACGGAACAGGACAAGCGAUCGAUGUCAGCAUCUUAAAUUCGAAUAAAAUAGUCUCUAUAUACGAAUUAAUAUAUACAAACUCAUUUGAGUCUUCCGUAUAAAAUAAUUAACACCUGACUUAUAGAUUUGUUUCGUGUACGUUGUAUUGAGACAGUGUUGUCAGUUUACAAAUUCCAUUUUAGUGUAUUGAUUUGAAAGAAACGGGUGUUAAAUCUUUAUAUAAUGUAUGUUAUGUUUAUAUUAUAAUUAAUUAAAAUAUUUGAUUUACU